AUGGCUCUGCUGCCAGGGCCCGCAGAACAGCCCUGCGUCAGUGGUUUCAGUGGUGGCCUCACUGGCACUCGGCACAUCAUCAUCAAUGUUGGUGGCUGUCGGCUGCGCCUGCCUUGGGCCGCGCUGACCCGCUGCCCCCUGGCGCGCCUGGAGCGCCUACGCACCUGCCGCGACCCUGCCGAGCUGCUGCGCGUGUGCGACGACUACGACGCGGGCAGGGACGAGUUCUUCUUCGACCGCAACCCCUGCGCCUUUCGCAUCAUUGCAGCGCUGCUGCGCGCAGGCAAGCUGCGACUCCUGCGCGACUCGUGUGCGCUGGCCUUCCGCGACGAGCUGGCCUACUGGGGCAUCGACGAGGCGCACCUGGAGCGCUGCUGUCUGCGGAGGCUGCGGCGCCGCGAGGAGGAGGCAGCUGAGGCCGACCGUGGGGCUGGCUCGAGCCGCGCCUCCGUGGCCUCCCCUGAGUGCGCCCUGGGGGCCAGCGGGCGGCUGGCGCAGGGCCGGCGGUUCCUGCGUGACGUGGUGGAGAACCCGCGCUCGGGGCUGGCAGGCAAGCUCUUUGCCUGCAUUUCUGUCUCCUUCGUGGCCAUCACGGCCGUGGGUCUCUGCCUAAGCACCAUGCCAGACAUCCGCGCAGAGGAGGAGCGGGGCGAGUGCUCCCCCAAGUGCCGCAACCUCUUCGUGCUGGAGACUGUGUGCGUGGCCUGGUUCUCCUUCGAGUUCCUGCUGCGGUCUGUGCAGGCCGAGAGCAAGUGCGCCUUCCUGCGGACGCCGCUCAACAUCAUUGACAUAUUGGCCAUCCUGCCCUUCUAUGUGUCGCUGCUGGUGGACCUAGCGGCGGGCACGGGCGGGAACAAACUACUGGAGCGCGCGGGGCUCGUUCUGCGGCUACUGCGCGCGCUGCGCGUGCUCUACGUGAUGCGCCUGGCACGCCACUCGCUGGGGCUGCGCACGCUGGGGCUGACGGCGCGCCGCUGCGCGCGAGAGCUGGGCCUGCUGCUGCUCUUCCUCUGCGUGGCAAUGGCGCUCUUUGCGCCGCUGGUGCACCUGGCCGAGCGCGAGCUGGGCGCGCACCGCGACUUCUCCAGUGUGCCGGCCAGCUACUGGUGGGCCGUCAUCUCGAUGACCACUGUGGGCUAUGGUGACAUGGUACCACGCAGCCUGCCUGGGCAGGUGGUGGCGCUGAGUAGCAUCCUCAGCGGCAUCCUGCUGCUGGCUUUCCCUGUCACCUCCAUCUUCCACACCUUCUCACGCUCCUACUCUGAGCUAAAGGAGCAGCAGCAGCGCGCCGCCAGCCUGGAGCAGGCUCUGCCUGAGGACAGCACGCGCUCGCCCACCCAGGACAGUGCACACAGCCCCGACAAUGCACUUGUGAUUGGGGGCAUGGACAGCGGAGACUCCAGGGUAGGGCAGUGGGCAUGA
Elephantulus edwardii (Cape elephant shrew) is the source of this 1422-nucleotide messenger RNA. It is a transcript of the gene KCNG2, whose product is annotated as potassium voltage-gated channel, subfamily G, member 2. Gene Ontology annotation, cellular component: membrane; voltage-gated potassium channel complex. Lineage: Eukaryota; Metazoa; Chordata; Mammalia; Macroscelidea; Macroscelididae. The coding region runs from base 1 to 1422 and encodes 473 amino acids. Gene Ontology annotation, molecular function: voltage-gated potassium channel activity. The transcript has 3 exons. The record is from RefSeq and is a predicted model, not a curated record. Gene Ontology annotation, biological process: potassium ion transmembrane transport; protein homooligomerization.